Molecule: messenger RNA, 2482 nt
Organism: Apis florea (little honeybee)
Lineage: Eukaryota; Metazoa; Arthropoda; Insecta; Hymenoptera; Apidae
Source: RefSeq, a predicted model, not a curated record
AAGGAAUUCGACAGAUGAGAACAUCAAGUUUAAUAAUCUAACGUGUAUGCGUGUGUGUGUUUGUGUGCAUACGUGCAUGUAUUCGAAGUAAAGGCAAUAAUGUCUUAUUACGAAAUUCGACGAGGAAUCGAGAAAAAGUGCUAUAUCGUCGAGGCACGCGUGAAAUUCCCACGCAAAGUAUUCUACGCAGAGUAUUCUUCCCCGAACGAAUUUUCGUGUUCCGUCGCUAAUAGAUUCGACAAGGAUCAUCGAGUAAUCUUCUCAGGUGAAUACGAAACGAAGAAAAUGGAAUCGACUUCUUUUCCAUAGAUCUGUAAUUAAAAUUAGAAUCAGAGUUCCUCAAGGUGUAUCCAUGUUAAGUUAAGUCAGUAUAGCGAAGAUUGGAUUCGUUCGGUUGGCAAAAGAGAGGUGCAAAGCCGAGAAGCCCGACGAGGAUAUUCGAGAAGGGGCGAGAAGAAGAAGAAGGUAGUUUGGGUAUUCGAGAAAUAUUCGACUCGUCGGCGAUCAUUGUGGUGACGUCGUGAAUUCUUCGAAAAACGAGAGGACAGACCGGCUACGUAGAGGUACAUACGAGGCCGAGCCUUCACCUCGAUCGCGCGAGGUGUACGCGACGCGCACGUAUGUAUAGGUAAACGUACGUAGACAGGUACGCGAGCGAAACGAUCGGCGAGAGAGGAGAGAAGAGAAGAGAAGAGAAAAAGAAGACAGAAGAAGAAAAAGAGGGACAAGACGAGACGAGACGAGACACGUGGAAUCGUGCAAAACGCAGAAGAGAGAACGGGAGGAAGAUGAGAAACGGAGAAGGAGAGGAUGUGAAAGGGAAGAGAAAAAGAAGGCUGAGAAGGAGGGAAAAGGAGGAGGCGCGAGAGAUCGGUAGAGGGGUCAUUGGUUGUUCGUUGCGCACUCUCAACGUAUGGGAAUCGUUAUGGACCGACUAUAGUCGUUGGAAUGCGUCCUUUUUUCCUUUUUCUGUCUCCCCAUAUACCUGGCGGGCUACUCUCGCUUCGUUGUGGCGACGACGUUGGCGGUGGCGGUGGCGAUGGCGGUGGCGGUGGCUGUGGCGGUGGCGGCAACCACCGCGGCAAACCUCUUGCGGACAAUCUCGUUGGCUGGCGACCGGUACAGCCGCGACCGGCCGAGGAGGAAAGGAACCACGAUUCGACUUAACGGAUCUGCGCCGCCUUCGAACACUGCAAGUCACCAACGCACCGUAUAGGUAACCGACAGCCAUUGUUAACGGGAAAAGAAAGCUUUUCACGUUAGAAAAGAAGAAGUGAAAAUAGAAACUGGAGCUUCUUAUUGACAGGAAAGAAGAAGAAGAGGAGAAGGAGAAGGAUGAAGAGGAAGAGGAAGAGGAAGAAGAAGAAGAAGAAGAAGAAGAGGACGAUGUAAUCCCGAACAAAACUUUAUCUUUGAAAAAAAUCUGCAAAGAUCGUUAAGGAGAGAAUAUAGAAAGAAAAGUUUACGGGUCAACGGUUAUAAAACGGAAGAAACAAAAGGGGAAUAUACGAGACGUCGUGUGGAAAGAUCGCGAACUCGCGCAGCAAGAGCCAGAAGAGCGUUCGAGAACAAGGAGAACGAGAUGCCGGCGCGAGGAAAAGGUAGACGAGGCAACGCGAUAAAGAACGAAUCAACCAGGUAGAAGGACAGGGAUGCCGCGGUAAUGCUCCAAGAGAGCCGGCCAAACGAGAAGACCGGCCAAAGAAGGGAAGAGAGAGGGAGGGACAGAGAAGAAGAGAACGAUAGAAAACGGACAUAGGUAGGAGGACAGGUAGUCGGGGAAAGAAGACCAAGUGAAGAGCAUAGGGGAGAGAAGAUACAAGAGAAAAGAGUGGAUCCACGAAGGGGAACAGCACGGCAAGGAACGGAAUGGAGCGGUGUAGAAAGUAAGAGAGGGGGAGAGGAGAGGAAAGAAGAAAAGAGAGAGACUCGUUCCUCUCGUAUAUAUGUCGGCAGUUCGGUUCGGUGACGUCACGAUGUCGAUUUGAACGGACCAAUGGGCAUUCGAAACGAAGCUGAAGAGGUAAAGAGGAUAUGGAGGGGAGUGGAGGGUGGAAGAGGGCCGAAGGGGCCCCGAGGGGGCCAAGGAGCUCCAGGUUCCGGAGUUCGAGGGGGAAGGGGUAACGCGAAAGGUGCGUGCGGCCCCAGACGUGGGGCGCGGGGCCAGUUGAUCAGUGAGUGCGGUAGUGAUCUCAUCUUGUACCGCGCCAGGUGUGACUCCUCUCUUUCCUCUUCUUUCGAUACGAGUCUAUGUGCCCUUGGUAAGACGGAGCAAGCAGUAGCGGACUUAAAAUUCACGUAUCGGUUCGAGCCGUGUCCUCAACACCGAACAACAGAUGACCGAAACUUGCUGGUUGAAAGAUGCGAUAACAAGAGCGCCAAUAAGGGGGAACUAAUUUUCGUGAUUCUGUGACAAAGAAAAGGGGAAAAGGACGGUGAAGAUAUUUCAAGAAAUAAUGAAGAAAAAAAAAAAAAAAAAAAA